This is a messenger RNA of Perkinsus marinus ATCC 50983, 316 nucleotides long. RefSeq lists its product as hypothetical. The transcript has a single exon. Lineage: Eukaryota; Perkinsozoa; Perkinsida; Perkinsidae. The annotation marks the transcript as partial. The record is from RefSeq and is a predicted model, not a curated record. Gene Ontology annotation, molecular function: aspartic-type endopeptidase activity. Gene Ontology annotation, biological process: proteolysis.
CACUUCAUGAUAUCGUCGGCUCACCCCCUGCUGAUCCGGUGGUGAACCUUGUCGCUGGUCAUGAUGCUCCAAAGACUUAUUGUCCUAUCCAGGGACUCGUGGAUAGCGGUGCGAACGCCUCCAUUCUGAACAGCUCUAUCGUUCACUUUCUUCUUGCUAACGACACCAUAAGGCCUGCCGAUGUCAAGGCUCUAUCACCGCCUGUGUCCGUUACCUUCGGUAAUAAUCAGGCUCUCUCGGCUGGCUCUGUCGCCAAGGUCCCUUGUUUCCUUGGAUCCGCUGGCACUGUCACCAUCUCAUUUCUGGUCGUUGAUGG